CGAACAGCCGCCGCCGAGCAGUCUUUGGCUAACUUGGCAGCCGUGUUAGUGGGUAGUAAACAUCCAUCAUGGCGGAGCUGCUGCUGGACUCAGACAUCAGGAUAUGGGUGUUCCUGCCCAUCGUGCUCAUCACCUUCCUGUGUGGCAUCCUGAGGCACUACGUCAGUGUCCUGAUAUCCACGCAGAAGAAGGUGGACCUCACACAGCUGCAGGACAGCCAAGCCAUGAUCCGGGCCAGAAUGCUGCGGGAGAACUGCAAGUACAUCCCGGAGCAGUCCUUCCUCAUGAGGCGACACUUCUUCAAUAACGACGACUCCGGUUACCUGAAGACAGUGAAGCGUCCCGCCGGCCCACAACCCAUGACGGACCCCAACAUGAUGGUGGAGAUGCUGAAGGGCCAGCUCACCAACAUGCUGCCCAUGAUUGCCAUCGGCGGCUGGAUCAACUGGACCUUCUCCGGCUUUGUCACCACCAAGGUGCCGUUCCCCCUCACACUGCGGUUCAAGCCUAUGCUGCAGCGAGGCAUUGAGCUGGUGUCCCUUGAUGCCUCCUGGGUGUCCUCCGCCUCCUGGUACUUCCUCAACGUGUUUGGGCUGCGGUCUAUUUACACGCUGGUCCUGGGAGAGAACAACGCUGCAGACCAGGCUCGGAUUAUGGAGGAGCAGAUGUCAGGAGCAGCAAUGGCCAUGCCGCAGGACCCCAAGGCAGCGUUCAAGGCAGAGUGGGAGGCUCUGGAGAUCGCAGAGCACCGGUGGGCCCUCAAGGACGUGGAGUCAGACCUGCUGCAGAAGGCAGAGGUGGAGUGGUCUGGCAGUGGUCAGUCAUAUGGGGCUACUUCUUAGAUUCACACAGUUAUGCGUUGCGUGUGUGUGUAGUUUUGUGGAUGGUUGAGGAUGUAGUGUUGUAUAUUUAUUGUCUUUUCCAUCUUUAUAAUUUCCCAUCGUUUCUUUUUUUUGUACAGUGUUUUAAGAUGUUACUCUAUUCUUUCUAGACGAUAUUCCUCCUUCCCUCUGUCUUUAUAGUUUCCCUCUCAUUUCUUUUUUGUACAGUAUAAAAUGUUACUUCCCACUCCCCAUAACCAGUAUCCCUUCUUCUUCCUUCCUGUUCUGUUCAUUAGUUUAAGAAAAGACUGUGUAAUGAAUGUUGGAGGAUUUGUUCAGAGGAAUGAGUGGAGCCAAAACUUAAAUAGGACAGUGGUUAGUGGGGAAGAUUAUUGUAUGUGUAGCAAGUAGUGGGCUCUGAAACUAAACCAUUUGAAGUGGACUGUCAUAUUUUCUACUGUAUGGGUGAUCAUGUCAGAACUUUCAGGUAACAUGUUCCACUUCUGUAUUUUGUAUGCUGUGAAGGGGAUGGUUACAAAUUCCAGGAAAAUAACCUUAGCCUUCAUUUUCUUUUCUACAUGUCAUCCUGUUAUUCCUUGUAACUCCAUUUAAUUAUUAUGACACUCAGGCCUUGAUAAUCCCUCAAUAGUGGUCACAACAGUAGUUUCCAUUUCUUUUCUGUCCACUCCACUCUUGUACACCAUUUUUUCCCCUGUAUGGGACUUACUCUUCUAGUGGGUCAUUUUUAUUUUCUUUUUCUCAGCCUUUUUGAUGCCUCGGUCUCAAUUCCAUCAUACAUUACAAAAGAUUCCAUACACUCCAGUAUUGUACACUAUCUUACUAUUGAUCAUCCAUCCCUCCCUUCUUUCAUCUCAAAACUAGUGUCUCCUUUUCUUUCUUCAUGCCUCUAUUCCACUGAGCCUUUUUAUUUGAUUUCAUUAUGUACCUUGUAUGUAUGUGUCUGCUCACCUGUGUGUUGAAGUCCUAUUUUCAUCAGGGUAUUAGUAAUGGAAUAUUGUACCUACAUUAUAAGGCUCAAAGUCAAGUUAAAAUAAAAAAUAAAUGGAUAUGUAUU
Messenger RNA from Portunus trituberculatus (swimming crab), 1896 nucleotides. It is a transcript of the gene EMC3, whose product is annotated as ER membrane protein complex subunit 3-like. The transcript has 6 exons. The coding region runs from base 69 to 842 and encodes 257 amino acids. Lineage: Eukaryota; Metazoa; Arthropoda; Malacostraca; Decapoda; Portunidae. Gene Ontology annotation, biological process: protein folding in endoplasmic reticulum. The record is from RefSeq and is a predicted model, not a curated record. Gene Ontology annotation, cellular component: EMC complex; membrane.